This is a messenger RNA of Alosa alosa (allis shad), 2092 nucleotides long. It is a transcript of the gene shtn2, whose product is annotated as shootin 2. The transcript has 17 exons. The coding region runs from base 44 to 1738 and encodes 564 amino acids. NCBI's taxonomy places the organism in Eukaryota, Metazoa, Chordata, Actinopteri, Clupeiformes, Clupeidae. The record is from RefSeq and is a predicted model, not a curated record.
CCUUCACACAAAGGAGAAGCAGUGACAGAGCCACACUGUCGAGAUGUGGGCCCCCGACACAGACAGCAAAACAUCAGAUUCUGACAAUGAAAGCCACAUCUCUGAUGACGAGAGGGACAUUCAGUGCGAGAUUCUGGAGAUGCAAAGGGACGAAGCCAAUCAGAAACUCUCUGAGAUUGAACAAGCCUCUACACAGCUACUGAAGGAAAUUGAUGCCCUGGAGCUGCAGUUCCAGGUAGAGCGCGCCUGCAGGGAGACUGCAGAGGCCCUGGCUGUGAAGGUGACAAAAGAGAACAAAGUGCUGAAGAGACAGAGCCAGGCCCUGCUGCCACUUAUCCCAGAGCUACCAGAAAACCUCGACCUUCUGACCUUUGACCUGGAGAAUGGUAGUGACCCUAGCGCAGUGGGAGAUGCUGAUGCUGACCUACUCCUGCAGAGCCAAGCCCAGAUUCAAGAGCUUCAGGCCUCUCUGGACGACCUGCUGGCUGAGAAGAUGCGCUUGAGUGAGCAGGUGGAGAUGCUGCAGAGAGAAAAGGCUGACCUCACAGAACAGCUCACUCGUGAGAUGGAGGAGAAGGAAACCCUCUUGAAAAAGAUGGCCAAACAGACCAAAACAGUGAAUAAGAUGAAGAGAGUCUCCCACUUGGUGACUGAAGAGUUUGCAGAGAUGUCACAAAAGCUGGAGAUGGAGCAGGGACUGAGGCAACAUGCAGAGAUCUUUGCCCACCAGGUGCUAGUCCAGAGGCCCAGUGGUGAGAUGGAGCUGCAGCUGCAGCAGGCCCUGGAGCAGAUAGCCCAAAUCAGCAGCUCCCUGGGGGAGAUCCGCCUCAACUACCAAAACCAGGCUGAGCCAGGCUCUGAGCUGCCGGUGCUGCGGGAGCAGCUGCAGGACAGCGAGCUGAAGAGGACUGCACUGGACGCCCAGCUUGUGGAGGCCCACAGGACCAUCGCCGAGCUGCUGGGCCAGGUUAAGCAGCUUCAGGAUAGGCUGCAACUGAAGACGGAGGGGCAACCUAACGAAAUGGUCCAAUCAAAGCACAAGACCCCAAGCUUUGCCCUUUCCCCUCCUCCUCCUCCUCCUCCUCCUCCUCCUCCUCCUCCUCCACCUCCUCCUCCUCCACCACCUCCACCACCUCCACCAGUUUCAAAGACUGCUGACAACCCAUUGGCUGAGCUGAGGAGCAGAAGAAAGAAUGCAGGAGAUACAACAGACCCAAAGGCGGGCCAUUCAUCUCUAGACAUGAAGUGCAGGGCUGUGGAUGAGAUGAUGGAACGAAUUAAGAAAGGGAUUGUUCUCAGACCCGCCAAGAAACCAAUACAGAGUGCCUUUGAUGAAGAGGACAACAAAGAGCAGAAGAUUGAGAAGAGAAAGUCUGCUAUUGUUGAACUCCAGGGGAUGCUGGAAUCCAUGAAUAAGCGGGGACCCAUGAGGGGGGCCUCCCGGAAACGCAUCAGUCGGAACGUGGGGGAGGCGGAGUUACAGCUUGUCCUUCAGAGGAGAAGGCGAGCCAUGGGUGAUGAACAAGAGGCCCGGCCAACCACCACCGCUGACUCCACCGCAACAACUUCACCCAAACAAGGGGGUGACCUUGCCUCGGAUGCCCCAGCCUCGAGCACUCUUCCCUGGGCUGGAGAGAGUGGCAGUGCCCCUGUGCUGCGAAGGCUGAAGCAGAACCGGGAGAAGAGGAACUCGCGAAUCCGAGCCUCUCAGUGCAUCUGGGAGGAUGUAAAUGUUUAGGGUACAUGAAGUUUGUUGACCAAUGAGCUUUUUGUGUUUGUGCUGUGGUUUCUCUGUAAGCAAUCUAGGGUCAGUGGGCAUCAGAGAGAGACAACAGGUCUAAAGAUGUAAAAACUGCAAUGUUUAAAUCUGUAGAAUAUUAGAAUAUAAAACACUUUUGUCCUGUGUCAAUAUGCACAGAGAAGUACAGAGAAGAGAGAGAGUGGGAGAGAGGGAGAGAGAGAGAGGUGAAAGUUCUUUGCAUUCUUUAUAUAAAAGACUCUCAUUUACAUCAGUUCAGCAGUUAUCCAUUCUGUAUUAACCAUGCAUAUCUUUGUUCACAAAGUUUGCAUUUGUAAUAAAAUUGUAAUAUCA